Messenger RNA from Wyeomyia smithii (pitcher-plant mosquito), 946 nucleotides. It is a transcript of the gene Tapdelta, whose product is annotated as translocon-associated protein subunit delta. Gene Ontology annotation, cellular component: endomembrane system; endoplasmic reticulum; membrane. The transcript has 2 exons. Bases 171 to 686 code for a protein of 171 amino acids. The record is from RefSeq and is a predicted model, not a curated record. Lineage: Eukaryota; Metazoa; Arthropoda; Insecta; Diptera; Culicidae.
AUUGCCGAACGACGGUCUGUCAUCGCUACGUGGCUGACUGAACGCUGAACAAUUCGGUAGAGUAGCAGCAGCAGCAGUAGUAGCGAUACGACUUUUAUUUCAAUUGUGCUCCGGCUUUCGUUUCGAACUAUUUUCCGAAUAACAAUUCUGCUUCAUUGCCAAAGUUAAACAUGAGCUCGAAAUCUUUGCUCUUCGCUGCCUUGGUUGUGUUGUCCGCCUCAGCUUGCUGGGCCAGUUCUUGCACCAAUCCAGAGGUGAAAUCGAGCUUUUUCUCCACGUCGGAUGCCACCAUCGUAAGUCAGAUCGCUUUCGUAGCGGAAUUCACGUUGAAGUGCUCCAACGCGGGUGCUGAAAAACUGCCCCUGUUUGCCGAAGUGGGCGGAAAGGUGGCACCAGUGGUCCGGGUAGGGGACACCAAGUAUCAGGUUAGCUGGAACGAGGAAAUUAAGAAAGCCAGCAGCGGCAAGUACACAAUCCGAUUGUUCGAUGAGGAAUCGUACGCUGCGGUACGCAAAGCUCAACGGGCUGGUGAGGAUGUACGAUCGGUGAAACCACUGACCAACGUGGUGGUGCACUUCCCCGGCGCGUACAAGGGUCCGUGGAUCAACUCGGAAAUCCUGGCAGCCGGUGUGGUCGGAAUCGUGGCUUACGUUGCGUUUUCUACCCGCACGAAGUUGUUAGCUUAAGGAGAGAGAAAGCAUAAGAGUGAGAUUACAUACCCGCACUCCGUCACGUCCUAUCAUCGGCUGGAUUAGCCAGCAGCGCAUUUUUUCGUCGUUAGUUGAGUAGGUAAGGCUGACACAUUUUUUUGUUUGUUUCACAUUGGAUAAAUCGAAAAAGUAGCUUAUCUACAUAUUACAAUCGGACGAUUAGCCAGAAACGGUUGAUCAUACCUCAAACGCUAGUAGAUUGAUUUGCAGGACACGUCAAUAAACCUGCCUCACUG